Molecule: messenger RNA, 2858 nt
Organism: Alnus glutinosa
Lineage: Eukaryota; Viridiplantae; Streptophyta; Magnoliopsida; Fagales; Betulaceae
Product: protein SIEVE ELEMENT OCCLUSION B-like
Exons: 8
Coding region: 71-2566 (831 amino acids)
Biological process (GO): phloem development
Source: RefSeq, a predicted model, not a curated record
GGUUGCACCCAACAUAAACCCAAAGAGCUUCAAACCCUUCUCUUUUUCUUUGUGUGUGUGUAACACAAACAUGGCUAGCAAUGUGGUUUUGGCUUCUUCACAGCAACCCAAGAAGGGUGACCUGAGCUUGUUCGCCUCGUCGGACCUCGAGAUCAUGAAUCAAAUCUAUGCUACCCACGUCCACAAUGAUGAAAAGUUUGAUGUUGAAUCUCUUUUCAUCGUCGUCGAGAACAUCCUCAAGCGUGCCACCCAGAUCGUUGAUAAUGUUGUGCUGGGUACCCCAGCAACAGUGGAACACUUGGAGGAGAAGACCCCCAAAGCAGGUUUUAGCCCACCCUUGUGUACGCUGAAGAGCAUUUCCUGUGAGAUGCAAUGCAAGGCUCCGGGAGAAGAAACUGCUUACAAAACAACACUGUCGAUACUUAACAAGCUAUCGAACUACUCGUGGGAUACAAAGGCAGUGCUGACUCUUGCGGCUUUUGCUUUGGACUAUGGCGAGUUCUGGCUGCUUGCCCAAAGCCAGUCAACGGACCAACUCGCCAAAUCUGUGGGAACCCUGAGGAGGGUAUCCGUCCUCUUAAAACGCCCAACCCUGCAGAAACACAGGCAGGCACUCAUUGAACUUAACACUGUCAUCAAAUCCACUCUAGAAGUGAUUGAAUGCAUCUUUGAGCUGGAGAAGCUGUCGAAUUAUGACACGAAGGAUGUCCCAGCACUGUCAACCGGCAUGGACCAUAUCCCAGUUGAUGUUUUCUGGGCUAUUGUGACUGUUGUUGCGAGCACCACUCAGCUCUGUUGCCUCACAAGCGACGAUGACAAGAAGCAGGAACUCUCCCAGUUUUCUCAGAAACUCAACGUCAUCCUCACCAAACUCAAGAGGCAGAUUACAAUUUGCAGGCAACAAGUAGAGGAGACAGAGGCUUACUGGAAGCUCACGAAGCUUUUUCGUACCCCUACAGAGAUCAUGGAGAUAAUUAAGGGACUGAUUUAUUCCAAGGACAACGUGCAGCCCAGCUUGAUUGAUGGUUCUCCCAAAAAACCGAUGCACUUCGUGUAUGUAAAUGUGGUGAGGGCCAGAGAUCUUCCUGCAAUGGACGUCACCGGAAGCCUUGAUCCAUUCGUGGAAGUGAAGAUUGGGAACUACAAAGGCACUUCGAAACACUUGGUGAAGAACCAACACCCAGAGUGGAAGCAAGUUUUUGCGUUUUCUAGAGAGAGGAUUCAAGCGAAUUUGCUGGAAGUGACUGUGAUGGAUAAGGAUAAAUUUACAAAAGAUGAUUUUGUUGGGAGGGUUAGUUUCGAUCUCACGAAAGUUCCUCUCCGGGUGUCGCCGGAUGGUCCUCUGGCUCCUCAGUGGUACAAAUUGGUGGACAAGAAGGGAAACAAGACACAUGGGGAGGUGAUGCUUGCGGUUUGGAUGGGAACACAGGCUGACGAGUCGUUUGCAGAGGCAUGGCAUUCGGAUGCUCACAACGUUAGUCAUGCAAACAUCUCCAAUACUCUUUCACAGGUUGACAUUGAUGUGCUGAAGAGGAAGAACGUGUUACUGUUCAUUUCGGGGCUAGACAUAACCGAUGAAGACAUUUCAAUCCUGAGGCCAAUUUAUUAUUCAAUAACGAAGGAUGAUCAGUACAAGAUUGUAUGGAUCCCAAUUGUGGACCAAUGGACCGAUGACCUGCGAAAGAAGUUUGAGUUCCUGCGGUCGAAGAUGCCAUGGUACGUGGUGCAGUGCUUUUCACCCAUAGCAGGCAUCCGAUUCGUGAAGGAGAAGUGGCACUUCAAGGGCAAGCCCUCCGUUGUGGUGUUGAACCCGCAAGGAAAGGUGGAACAUGAGAAUGCAAUCCACAUGAUCAGAGUAUGGGGAAUCAAGGCCUUCCCCUUCACCACUGCAAUGGAAGAAACUUUGUCCAAUGGAAAGGAUUGGAUUCACUCCAUAGCUACCAACGUUCACCCAAAUAUUGAUAACUGGAUCAAAGAUCAAAAGUACAUCUUUUUCUACGGGGGCAAGGACAAGGAGUGGAUCCAACAAUUUGCCAAUAGAGCAACCGCCCUUGCCAAUGAUGCAACGAUAAAGGAAGCAAGGAUUUCCAUUGAGUUCGUGAGCGUUGGAAAGGGCAGCAAAGGAGAGGACAAUCUCGGCAUCCUCGGGAAAUUUUGGACCGGCAUUGAAAGCUUGUUCAUUUCCAAGACUCAUAGGAAGACCGACGCUGACUCUGUGACGCUAGAAAUCCAGAAAUUGCUUUCCUACAAGAAUGAGAGCGGAUGGGCUUUGCUCAGCAAAGGAUCGAACGUGGUGCUCAGUGGCCACGGCACAACUAUCUUGAAGGUCGUGGAGGAGUUUGACAAAUGGAAGAAGUUUGUGCAAGAGAAGGGCUUCGAAUUCACAUUCAAAGAGUACCACAACAGGGUUCUACACACUGCUCACAUCUGCUGCCGCAUUGACAUCCCAAAUACCACUGGAAGAAUUCCGGAGAACAUGAAAUGCCCCGAUUGCCCCCGCAUCAUGGAGACGUAUAUCAGUUUCAAGUGCUGCCACAUUGAUGGUGCUGCCAACGGAGUGCAUUAAGCAGCCACUUUUCUUCGAACUAGUAUUACUAAUUAAAUAAUUAAUGUGGUCCACGUGGAAGUUUGUGACCGUAUGCUACUACUAAUAUGAGUUGUGGACUUGUGUUGUGACCCUUAAUUUUUAUGUUUUUGUAUGAUGUUUUCUGAUGAUGCCACUAGAAAAUGGGAGAUUUGUGGUUUCUUGGUUUUGGUUUUCCUUUCUUUUGGUUCAUGAAAGGAAAUGUUUGUGUAUUUGCUUAGUAUGGAUGUUGAAUUGAACUACUAAGUGGUAUCCUUUUGGUUUUUAUAUUGAA